AUGGGGGUUAAGAAAUCAAAAUUGAAAAGGAAAAAUGACGAAGAAGUUACAAAAAUCCUUAACUCCAUCAAAGAAGAUAAUAAACAACUAAGGGAGAUGCUAAAGAAAAGUCAGUCAGACAGAGGUAUAUACAUGGAAAGUAAUUCCAAAAAUAUGGCACUCAGAGAAUUUAGGGAAGAAAAUAAAAUUUUAAUGAUGGACUUGAAUUCAGUUCUUGAUCCAAAUAUGCGUGCAUAUUGGGAAGCCGAACACAGACGAAUAUUUCAAAAAAGAGCUCAACAAUCAUUCUCUACUUCAAAUACUUUUGGUGACUAUUUUACUAAUAUUCGUGGAUCUGAUACCAAUUUACCAGAUUAUUGA
Messenger RNA from Mercurialis annua (annual mercury), 360 nucleotides. RefSeq lists its product as uncharacterized. Bases 1 to 360 code for a protein of 119 amino acids. The transcript has a single exon. The record is from RefSeq and is a predicted model, not a curated record. NCBI's taxonomy places the organism in Eukaryota, Viridiplantae, Streptophyta, Magnoliopsida, Malpighiales, Euphorbiaceae.